Molecule: messenger RNA, 3406 nt
Organism: Sinocyclocheilus grahami
Lineage: Eukaryota; Metazoa; Chordata; Actinopteri; Cypriniformes; Cyprinidae
Product: paternally-expressed gene 3 protein-like
Exons: 4
Coding region: 77-3262 (1061 amino acids)
Source: RefSeq, a predicted model, not a curated record
CUACAUGGUUGGGUAAAAAGUUUUUAUUUUUCGUAGUUGUUGUACUGAGUGGUGUUGAUGAUAGAUUUGGCUUCAUAUGGGUACUACUACGAUGCAAUUUUUAAGUUUUUCUUUGGCAGUGUUUUUAAGCCUUGGUGUUCAUGACGGCAUUUGGACUGUUGAUGGCUAUAGCUUUGUCAGCAAUGCAGGCAAUCCUGGAUAUUAUAACCCUGAUAUACCAAAAGAUGGUCGACCCAUGCAGGAUGAUGUUAAACUACAACGUUUUUACACCUGGUAUGGCCCAGGAGAUGUUGCUGGACCAAUCAGGCCUCGGAGUUCUAGGAAUAUAAUUUAUAGUGCUGCAGUUAAUGGAGGCUAUGGUUCUGGAAGCUACAAUUCUCAGACUAGCUCUUCAGGUGGUCCAGUGACCAGUGGAAGUUCUGGUUCAGACACUAGAAGCCAGCUUCAGGACUCUCAACGUGCUUCAGUUGGAAGUGGUAGUCUUGUGGGUAGUGCAGCAGGUAUGGGCAUGUCAGGGUAUGGUGUAAGUCGGUCAGUUAGUAUUCAAGGCUCUGACACUAUCCGUUCUUCCAUGGUCUUGAUGCCAUUGCAAAGUAGUGAUUCUGUUCCUAAGCCAGAGCAGCUAAUGUACCAAAUUCCUCUGCAGACCAGCAAUGACUCUGUGGCAGAGCCCGGCAGUCAAACGCUAGUGCAGACAAUCUCCCAAUCCAGUGGUCCGCAAUCAGGACAAGCCAGCUCUGGAACCAUGGCCCAGUCUAGCACCCUGCAGUUAACCCAGACCGGUGGCCAACAAUUGGCACAGGCCAGCUCCCAGUCUGCAAGGCAGUCAAAUAGAGGGCCCCUUGAGCCUCAGAGAGAUCGACUUUGGCAAACUGGUUCUAGGCUUUUUUCAGGUUCCAGGCCAGUUCAGGAUGCAAGCGUUGGGUAUUUCAAGCCUUUGCCCCCCAAAAAUGAAUCCAUGUCACUGCCUAGCUACCAAAUAGUGCAACACAGCAGUGAGUUGAACAGCCCUCAGCUAGCUCAGGCUAGCUAUGCACUUAUGAGUCCGUCAUCCCGCCAGCAAUUAGCCCAAUCCAGUGGCCAGCAACCAGUACAAACUAGCUAUGAAACUGUAGCUCAACCAAGCAGCCAGCAACUUGCACCGGUCAUCCAGCCUAGCAGUGAGCAACCGGCACAAAUCAGCUUUCAAUCUGUGGCCCAGGGCAGUAGCCAUCUAGCACAAACCAGCUACCCAUCUGUGGCUCAGCCCAGUGUCCAACCAGCACAAGCCACUGACCUGCCUGUGGUUCAGCCCAGCAGCCAACAACUAGAACAGGCCAGCUCUCAGUUUGUGGCCCAGUUCAGCAGCCAUCUAGCACAAGCCAACUACCCACCUGUGGCUCAGCCCAGUGUCCAGCCAGCACAAGCCACUGACCUGCCUGUGGUUCAGCCCAGCAGCCAACAAGUUCAGGCCAGCCAAUCUGUUGCCCAGUCCGGUGGACAGCAACCAGCACAUGGCAGCUAUGUGUCUGAGGCACAGCCCAGUAGCCAACAAGCACAAGCCAACUUCCAAUCUGUGGCCCAGGCCAGCAGCCAGCAAUUCCCACAGGCCACUGACCUGUCUGUGGGUCAGCCCAGCAGCCAACUAGCACAAGCCAGCUACCAAUCUGUGGCCCAGGCCAGCAGCCAGCAAUCCCCACAGGCCAUUGACCUGUCUGUGGCUCAGCUCAGCAGCCAGCAACUCCCUCAUGCCGUUGACUUGUCAAUGUCCCGGCCCAGCAUCCAACAACCAGUGCAAGACAGUGGCCAGUCUGUAGCCCAAACCUCCAGCCAGCAACUAGUUCAGGCCAGCCAAUCUGUUCAGUCCAGUGGACAACUAGCACAGGGCAGCUAUAUGUAUGUGGCACAGCCCAGUAGCCUGACUCCUUUCAAGCCCCAUAACGGUAGGCUUCAAUUUGGUUCUAAGCUCCUUUCUGUUACCAGGCCACUCCAGAAUCCAAGUCAUAGCUCUGUAGUUCAGUCCAGUAGCCAACGACCAGCACAAGUCAGCUAUCAGUCCGUGUCCCAAACGGUUAGGCCACAAGUUGCACAAGUCAGCAGCCAACAGUCACCACAAGCCAGCUACUCUGUGACUCCGCCAAGCAGCCUGCAAACAGCACUAUCCCGCUACCAGUCUGUAGUCCAGCAUGGUGAACCAAUUGUGUUCAAGCCACUGCAGGCCCAAGGGGAACAACUUUAUCAGGUUGGCUCCAAACUUUAUUCAUGCCAGGAGUAUGUAUUGCAGCCCAGUUACCAGCUUGCAGCCCAACCAGGAUGGACUGAAUAUCAGCCUCCAUCCAGACCAGCAUCUCCAUCCUUAGCUCAGAGCAUCAAACCUGUUGUACAACCUAGUUACCAGGUCCCAGUCAAGCCUGGGCAGGACACCUAUGUGUCUGUGGUGUCACCCAGCAGCCAUGUCCCUCCUGGACCACUGCAAUCAACACUCCAGUCCACUUUCAGACUAGCACAACUGCCUGAACAGCCUAGCUACCAACCUCCAGUUCUUCCAAGCCGACAGCCUCUUGCUAAGCACAGACUGCCCAGUUAUGGUUCUGUGUCACCGCUCAGUGGACUGCAAUCUGGACCUCUGAGGCAAUUGCAACAGCCUGGCUACCAACCUCUGGCCAAGCCAAGGCAAGAUGUGUAUCAGCCCCUAGUUAAGCCUGUGCAAUCCAGCUACAAACCCUCAAGCAAGCUAGAACCAUCUAUCUACCAGCCUCAAAUGUUGCCUAGCCACCAGUCACUAGCUCAGUCUGGCUACUCUUCCCAAGUCAUGCCAAAACAAUCCGGAUACCAGGCACAGUCAAGUUCUGAGACAAUCUCUCAGUCUGGAUACCUGAUGUCUUCUAUGGCAGGGCAGUCCGGUUCCCAGCCUCAAAUGCUGCCUAGCCGCCAGUCACUAGCUCAGUCUGGCUACUUAUCCCCAGCCAUUCCAGUGCGGUCUCGGUACAAGCCCCAGGUACAGUCAAGUUAUGAAACCGUAUCGCAGCCUGGGUUCCAAACAUCUAUGCCUGGGCAGUCAGGUUACCAAUCUGUAUCCAGAUCAAGUUCCCAAGCCCUGGUGCAGCCCAGUAGUCGCUUCGUUUCAAGCUACGAGUCUGCGUCUCAGUCAGUGCAACCUGGGCUUCGGUAUCCAGCACUGAAUUAUCAGCCCGUCACAAACCAGAAUGCUCCUGGACCAGCUCAAAGUAGCCGGCAUUUGUCCCAAAGCAGAUCCAGGUUGUUGCAACAACUGAAGUCAUAGCUGUUUACUUGUGUCUGCAGUUUUCUGGUUGUGGAUAAUGUUCAUUUUGAACGUAUCAAUAAAAUGUAAUUAGCAAGUAUUUCUGUGGGUUUUUAAGUGAAGACUAACUGUCUUACCUUUUGUUGGUGGUUGACAAAUCUGUAA